AUGGUGACUAAUUUAGAGAGGAUGAUAUCUUUCCCUCACCCAUAUAUUGGUGUGAGAAAUCCAAAGCUUCCUUGGGGUCUUUGGGGAGAUUUUUACAAGCCACCUCAUAGACCACCUCAUAGAUUUACCCUUCCAGGGAAAGCCGCAAAAAACCAUCAGGCACUUAUUCGAAAAUAUCACAUUCUUAAUACAUCUUUUUCAUAG
Molecule: messenger RNA, 204 nt
Organism: Funneliformis mosseae
Lineage: Eukaryota; Fungi; Glomeromycota; Glomeromycetes; Glomerales; Glomeraceae
Source: the annotation of a GenBank genome assembly